GCAUAAGAUUGUUCGUCAUGAUGUAGGAAAGAAUUAUGCUAUAGGCGAUACAGAAUCAGAAAACUCUGAUCCUGAAGAUGAGCACAACUCAGAGCUAGAAUCUGAGUCUACAGAAAAUGAUGAAAUAUCUGAUAUUAUCAAUAUGGAAAUGGCAAUGGCCGUUGUUAAGUCUGAAGCUCAGACAUACGCAUUCACAUGA
Messenger RNA from Funneliformis mosseae, 199 nucleotides. Lineage: Eukaryota; Fungi; Glomeromycota; Glomeromycetes; Glomerales; Glomeraceae. The record is from the annotation of a GenBank genome assembly.